AUGUCCUCUGCUGAAGUAAGAAUCCGUUUGGUCAGUUUGGCACUGUUGGUGAUCGAAUGCAGGGAGUAUCAGAACGUCAUUACCGUCAAACAAGCGGCGAUCUUUCUCUCUUUGCAAACACUCGAGAUCAAAUACGAUGUGUACAAUUGCACGAGUGAAGUGAAGCUGAUCGUUGGCGGCGAAGAGGCAAACUAUGGCGAAUUUCCCCACCAAGCGAUGCUGGGAUAUCCGCAAGAGGAUGAUCCUCAAAAGGUAAAAUUUCUUUGUGGCGGAACACUAAUCAGUGAAAAGCACGUUUUAACGGCCGCACAUUGUUUCGCGCAAAGCAUUCCCACUGUUGUACGUCUCGGAGAGUACAACACCAAGGUUCAUACAGGCCACGAAGUAGAGAUUCCGAUCGAUGGCAUCCGCAAGCAUCCGGAACAUCGACAUUCGGCAUCCUACCAUGACAUCGCGCUGAUACGCCUAAACAAUUCUGCCACACUGUCCAAGCACAUACGCCCAGCGUGUCUGUGGGAUUCAGACCAUCGCAACACAACGACUGUCAUCGCGACCGGGUUCGGGCGCGAGGAUUUUACCGGCAAGCCGUCUACCGUGUUGCGGAAGGUGCAGCUGGUCGAGUACCCGAUAGAGGAUUGCGCGAAAAAGUUUCGGUUUGCUCGACGUUUUAGAGACGGAAUAAUCGACGGACAGAUGUGCGUUGGAAGCAUUGGUAGCAACAUUACUGACACUUGCGGUGGUGACUCUGGAGGACCAUUGCAGGUUCUAAACUUUCCGAAGUCGUGCACCUAUCACGUGGUUGGUAUCACUUCGGUAGGCAACGUAUGCGGGAUCGGUAAAUCGAAGGCUAUUUACACCAAAGUGGCCCACUACAUCGACUGGAUCGAGGACAACGUUUGGGGGCUCAAUAGUACUCUAAGAUGGUAG
Molecule: messenger RNA, 927 nt
Organism: Anopheles coustani
Lineage: Eukaryota; Metazoa; Arthropoda; Insecta; Diptera; Culicidae
Product: serine protease snake-like
Exons: 2
Coding region: 1-927 (308 amino acids)
Biological process (GO): proteolysis
Molecular function (GO): serine-type endopeptidase activity
Source: RefSeq, a predicted model, not a curated record